Molecule: messenger RNA, 2570 nt
Organism: Leucoraja erinaceus (little skate)
Lineage: Eukaryota; Metazoa; Chordata; Chondrichthyes; Rajiformes; Rajidae
Product: potassium voltage-gated channel subfamily H member 5
Exons: 9
Coding region: 75-1949 (624 amino acids)
Biological process (GO): regulation of membrane potential; potassium ion transmembrane transport
Cellular component (GO): membrane
Molecular function (GO): voltage-gated potassium channel activity
Source: RefSeq, a predicted model, not a curated record
ACUGACCAUCUGCCCGGAGUCGCUGGAAGCACUCGCCGCCUAGCAACAUCUUCCAAAAACUCUGCAAACCCAGGAUGCCCGGUGGAAAAAGAGGGCUGGUGGCACCGCAGAAUACUUUUUUGGAAAAUAUUGUCCGGCGAUCUAGCGAAACAAGCUUUUUACUUGGAAAUGCUCAGAUUGUAGACUGGCCGGUAGUCUACAGCAAUGAUGGAUUUUGCAAGUUGUCAGGAUAUCAUCGAGCUGAAGUAAUGCAGAAAAGCAGCACCUGCAGUUUCAUGUACGGUGACCUAACGGAAAUGAAGACGGUAGACAAGGUCAGACAGACAUUCGACAACUAUGAAUCAAAUUGCUUUGAAGUUCUUCUGUAUCAAAAAAACAGAACUCCACUUUGGUUCUACAUGCAAAUUGCACCGAUAAGAAAUGAAUACGACAAGGUGGUUUUAUUUUUAUGCACUUUCAAAGACAUUACCGUUUUUAAACAACCCAUUGAAGACGAGUCAACAAAAGGGUGGGCAAAGUUUGCUCGACUGACCCGGGCGCUGACAAAUAGUCGAAGUGUUUUGCAACAGUUGGCUCCAAUGAACAAAUCUGAUGGGGUCCAUAAACAUUCACGUCUUGCAGAGGUUCUACAGCUAGGGUCUGACAUCCUUCCUCAAUACAAACAGGAGGCUCCAAAGACUCCACCUCACAUCAUCCUUCACUAUUGCACAUUCAAAACUACCUGGGACUGGAUCAUCCUUAUCUUAACCUUCUACACUGCCAUCAUGGUCCCUUACAACGUGUCCUUCAGAACAAAGCAGAAUAAUAUUGCUUGGCUAGUGCUGGACAGUGUGGUGGAUGUGAUUUUCUUAGUGGAUAUUGUCUUAAACUUUCACACCACUUUUGUGGGCCCUGGAGGGGAAGUUAUAUCUGAUCCUAAACUGAUUAGGAUGAACUACUUAAAAACGUGGUUUAUCAUUGACCUGCUCUCCUGUUUACCAUAUGACAUCAUCAAUGCCUUUGAAAAUGGCAUUAGCAGUUUGUUCAGUUCCCUGAAGGUUGUGCGUCUACUGAGACUUGGCAGGGUUGCCAGGAAGUUAGACCAUUACCUUGAAUAUGGCGCAGCAGUGCUGGUUCUUCUGGUCUGCGUCUUUGGUUUGGUGGCUCACUGGCUCGCCUGCAUCUGGUACAGCAUCGGGGACUACGAAGUAAUCGAUGAAGUCAGCAACCAAAUAAAAACAGACAGCUGGCUCUACCAGCUUGGACUAAGUAUUGGAACACCCUACCAUUUUAAUGCCAGUGGUACUGGACAGUGGGAAGGGGGACCCACAAAGGAUUCACUGUAUAUAUCCUCCCUUUACUUUACCAUGACAAGUCUUACCACCAUAGGAUUUGGCAACAUUGCUCCAACCACGGAUGGAGAGAAGAUAUUUUCUGUGGCCAUGAUGAUGGUUGGCUCUCUUCUUUAUGCAACUAUUUUUGGAAACGUCACCACGAUCUUCCAGCAAAUGUACGCCAACACCAACCGCUACCAUGAAAUGCUAAAUAAUGUGCGGGAUUUUCUCAAGCUUUACCAAGUCCCCAAAGGACUCAGCGAACGCGUUAUGGAUUAUAUUGUGUCUACGUGGUCAAUGUCUAAAGGGAUUGACAUGGAGAAGGUCCUUGCAAUAUGUCCCAAAGACAUGAGAGCUGACAUCUGUGUCCAUCUGAACCGAAAGGUGUUUAAUGAGCAUCCGGCGUUCCGCCUUGCAAGUGAUGGCUGUCUCCGAGCUCUGGCAGUGGAGUUCCAGACUAUACACUGUGCUCCCGGUGACCUCAUCUACCAUGCAGGUGAAAGCGUUGAUGCCCUCUGCUUUGUCGUCUCUGGAUCGCUGGAGGUUAUUCAGGAUGAUGAAGUUAUCGCUAUUCUAGGUACUGUGAUUUUGUAUAUUGGGGCUUUCAAUGUCAUUAUGAGAGUUCUGAAAGAAUGAUGAGAAAGAAAAAUUGUCUUUUGUAAAAAUGAUCAGACUUGGAAUCUAUUGCAAGCACUGUGAACUGAAUAGGCACACCUUUCUGAAGAAGGGGCAUCAGGAUGGCACAGCGGUAGAGCUGCUGCCCUACAGCGCCAGUGAGCCGGGUUCGAUCCUGGCUACGGAUGUUGUCUCUAUGGAGUUUGCAUGCUCUCCCUGUGACCGUGUAGGGUUUCUCUGGAUGCUCCGGUUUCCUCCCACACUCCAAAGUCGCACAAGCUUGUCCGUUAAUUGGCUUUGGGAAAAUUGUAAAUCAUCCCUAGUGUGUAGGAUAGUACUGCUAUACGUGAUCAUCACUGGCCUGCGCAAACCUGGUGUCCUGAAGGGCCUGUUUCCAUGCUGUAUCUCUAAAGUAUAAAGUUUAAAAUAUUGCAUAAUCAUUUUUAUUUUCUGGCUCAUCUUCCUCUCAAAACUCACUAUAGUUUGAUAGCCUUUUCUGCCACUUGAUGAUGGUCUGUAAAGCAAUCAAAAUUAAUGCUGAUAUGUGGGAUUGAGGUAAUUGCAUCUCAAGAUCACAAUUUGUUAUCAUUCCCCCCAGUUGCUUGUGCAUAUAUCAUGAACAUGACGUUCUAUGAUUGUGUU